AUGGAUCAGAUAGCCUGUCUACUGGAACAGCCCGGCAAAUGGCAGACUAAACAGAUUGCUGUUAUUCUGCUAGGAAUAUUUUCCACGGCUGUAAACACUCUGGCGAUCGCCUUCAUAGGCUUUCAACCGAAAUUCGCUUGCACGGACGGAGAAAAUGAUUACAAUUAUACGGGAGGCAGAAACGCAACAACUGAAUUCAAUGACCAUUGCACUGUGCUGAACGCCACAUCGAACACCUCUUCUGCUUGUGGAGGUGGAUUUCGUUAUCAGGCCUACAAAUUGGAGACUAUUGUUGCAGAAUGGGAUUUGGUCUGUGAGAAGGCUUAUCUCUCGGAAGUAUCGCAAGUUCUGUAUACAGUUGGAAUGGCCAUCGGCUCGCUUUUUGUUUCCCCAAUAUCGGACCGCCUUGGAAGGAAGAAAUCUUACCUGGGCUUGCGUUUUCUCUACGUCUUCUGCACUGUUGGUCUGGCUCUCUCACCAAACGUUUAUGUCUUCAUGGCUCUUCGUUUUCUGACAGGGGCCAUGGGCACGUGUCCCUUGGUACGAUUCGUGUAUCUAAUGGAGCUAAGCCCAAUCCACCAUAGGCCAUUCUUAACCACAAUGACUGGGAUACUGUGGGCAGUGAUUCUCUGUCUAGAGUCCGGCAUAGCACAGCUAAUGAGGGGCAUGAAUUGGAGAUACUUCCAGGCUGUCAUAUCUAUAACUUCACUUUCUGUUAUUCUGGACGUCAUAUUCAUAAAGGAAUCUCUUCUCUGGCUUUACGCGAACGACAAGCUAAAGGAAGCUUCGAAGCUUUUGAAAAAAGCCAUGGCGACAAAUGGUAUCAUGGAACAGGAAAUGACGGCUACAGAUGAUGGUAGGGACUCGUCCGAAAGCACCGGAGAUCAGGCACGUGGUUAUCGGAUGGUUCCAAGUGCAGACACGCCCCCUGCUGAAGCUAAAGACAACCAAUAUGUCAACAUCAACAGCCCGUCUGAAAGCAGAGGAUGUGACGCAGGUGGUAACCGCAUGGUUCCACUGGCAAACAACGCCAAUUCAAAAGAUAGCCCAGCUUUGGUGGCAAAAACUGGGACGAAAAGGCUGAGCAUAAUACAUUUGCUGAAAAACAGGUCAACGCGGAAGAUCGUGUUUAUCAUUUGUUUUACCUGGUUUGUCAACAGUCUAGUGUAUUACGGGAUCUUUCUUAUGUCCUACGCCAUGGCUGGAGACAGAAUUUUGAACUUUUUCCUUGGUUCCUUGGUGGAAAUUCCGUCAUACCUGGCUCUGUACGUGGGUCUAAGAUGGUUAGAUCGGAAAAAGUUACUGGUGUGGUUACACGGUUUGUGUGCAGUGUCUCUGUUGUUAGCCGGCGUCUUCAACUUCACUCUCACUGGAGUGACCAAAGUUAUCGUCAUGCAAGUGGUAACAUUCGUCGGUAAAUUUGGAAUCUCGGCCACAUUUACCCUGAUAUAUGUCUAUACGACAGAAGUAUUCCCUACUAACUUCCGGACGUCUGGAUUGGGAAUUGGGUCAAUAUCAGCGAGACUUGGUUCCUUCUUAUCGCCAUUCUCCAGCGUGUUAGUACGAAAAUUACCUUGGGGUCCAGGGAUUAUAUUCGGAGGUCUUUGUCUGGUGCUGACUUUCAUUUUAUUGUUUGCACCGGAAACACGCAAUCGUGCUCUCCCACAUUUCCUGGAAGAUAUCGAAGCCUGGGAGAGCGACGAGAAGCGGGCAUCUUCUGUUAGAGAAGAGGGGAAUGCCUCAACAACUGCUUGA
Molecule: messenger RNA, 1755 nt
Organism: Liolophura sinensis
Lineage: Eukaryota; Metazoa; Mollusca; Polyplacophora; Chitonida; Chitonidae
Product: solute carrier family 22 member 15-like
Exons: 10
Coding region: 1-1755 (584 amino acids)
Biological process (GO): transmembrane transport
Cellular component (GO): membrane
Molecular function (GO): transmembrane transporter activity
Source: RefSeq, a predicted model, not a curated record